GAGAGAGAGAGAGAUUGUGAUGUUAAAUAGCAACUCUUCUUCCUCCGAGUUUCCUCCUUUUGAGAGAGAGAGAGAGAGAAGAUGCAAGCAUAAGAAUCGAAAGCCAAAAGCAACCCUUAACUCACAAUUUCUCCAAGUGCCAAAAAAAUGAGAGACAUAGUCUCAUGUUUGAGCGACAACGCAGUGAACGUGUCUCACUACUCUUCAACAAUCUCAUGCUCCACAAUCUCACCCUCCAUCCAAAACUCAACCUCCACCAUCUACACCCUCAAACAAAUCACCAUCACAGUCACAUGGUGUAACCAAGGCCUCACCAUAACCUUCAACCACCAAGACCCUCCACACUUCAGACUCAACACCACCUCACGCUUCUUCCGAAAGAAAAAAGGCUCCAAAACCCUCCAACUACACUCCUCCAACCUAGAAAUCCUAUGGGACCUCUCAAACGCCAAGUACCAAACCGGUCCAGAACCGCUUCAAGCCUUUUACCUCGUCAUCAUCGUAGACUCCGAACUAGCCUUGGUUCUCGGUGACACCGCGCAGGAAACACUUUCCAAGAGGUUCGCUUUCAAAACCAACCCUCUUGCCAGAAUGGUUUCCAAACGAGAGCAUUGUUCCGGCAACACGCUUUACACCACCAAGGCUCGCUUUUGCGACACCGGCACGUGCCACGAUGUUCUCAUCAGGUGCAGCCUCGAGAAGGACAACGAUGGAGGCUUCUUCAAGUCCCCGGUUUUGAGCGUCUGCAUUGAUAAGAAGACUGUGACACGUGUGAAGAGGCUGCAGUGGAACUUUCGGGGGAACCAGACCAUUUUCGUUGAUGGGUUAUUGGUGGAUUUGAUGUGGGACGUUCAUGAUUGGUUCUUCAACAACCCUUGUGGUGGAGGGUAUGCUGUGUUCAUGUUCAGGACUAGGAGUGGCAUGGAUAGUAGGUUGUGGUUGGAGGAUAAGGGUGUGCAGAAAGAUAAAGAGAGAGUUGAAUUCUCCUUGUUGAUCUAUGCCUGUAAGACUUCAUAAGGGAACCACACUUCCUUCUUCUGCUUCUUUUCUCUUAACCUCAUGCUUUUACUCUUCUUUUCUUGAAAGGAGCUAUACUCAUUCUUUUUUUAAAGACAAAGUCAAUAAUUUAGACUAAUUUUACUUGUACAACAAAAUUCAGCUAUUUUUCUGCAUUUUUUUUUCCUUCUGAGUUUAGUUUAGUUCACAUGCCUUGUCUGCUUUGUCAACAAGACAUAACUGUCGGGAAAUAACAUUUUUUUUUUUGUAUGUACAAGGUUUAAAUCUAAAAUUUCAUGAAAACUAUUCAAAUUCA
This is a messenger RNA of Cajanus cajan (pigeon pea), 1312 nucleotides long. RefSeq lists its product as uncharacterized. NCBI's taxonomy places the organism in Eukaryota, Viridiplantae, Streptophyta, Magnoliopsida, Fabales, Fabaceae. The record is from RefSeq and is a predicted model, not a curated record.